This is a messenger RNA of Aspergillus affinis, 528 nucleotides long. RefSeq names its product coiled-coil-helix-coiled-coil-helix domain-containing protein. Gene Ontology annotation, cellular component: mitochondrion; nucleus. Bases 1 to 528 code for a protein of 175 amino acids. Lineage: Eukaryota; Fungi; Ascomycota; Eurotiomycetes; Eurotiales; Aspergillaceae. The transcript has 3 exons. Gene Ontology annotation, biological process: mitochondrion organization. The record is from RefSeq and is a predicted model, not a curated record.
AUGCCUCGUCAACGCCGUGGUGCCGCUCCCGCCCCUACCCCUGCGCGCAGCGCCCCUACCAGACCUACCGCCGCUCCCGCCAGACCGGCCGCUGCUCCGCAAGCCCAGCACUCCCAGCCUCACUCAACCUCUGCCCACCAGCCCCAGCAGCAGCACGCUCCUCCCCCGGCCGCCGCUCCUGCCCCUGUGCAGCAGAGCCAGGGACCGGGUCUCUUCGGCCAGAUGGCCUCGACCGCUGCUGGUGUCGCAGUCGGAUCCUCCAUCGGCCACGCCAUCGGUGGUUUCUUCGGCGGCGGUUCCAGCGCCCCCGCUGAGUCUCAGCCGGCCGCUCCUCCUGCCGAUGCCCAGCCCAUGGACAACGGUCUGUGGCAGAGCAGCGCCGCCAACACCUCGUGGGAGAACCCCGCCUGUGCCACGGACGUGAAGAACUUCCGGAGCUGCAUGGAUGAGAACAAGGGUGAUUUGACUAUCUGUGGAUGGUAUUUGGAUCAGCUGAAAGCUUGCCAGGCCGCUGCUAAGCCUUACUAA